GGAAAGAAAGACGAGAGGAGGACAGAAGAAAACAAGAGAAAAGCAGAGCAGAUAUGUGGAUAUAAUUCCAGACGACAGAGAUCAGACUGAGGGGAGAGAGGAAAAGGAAGAAAAAAACAAACCGUUUCAGCUGAGACAUGGAUGCUGUGAAACUGAUGAAAGAACUACGGAUAAAUUAUGAUCAAGAGGUUUAUUAUCUCCCUAAAGAGACGGGGCUGAGCCUCAUCGAAUCCACACUGCCGGGUGACAGUCGGAUCUCGGCUAAAUGCAGAGAUGCCAAAGUGGAGGAUCUAUUGAGUCUUACCAGCUUCUUUGGUUACAGCACGCAGACUUUUGUCCUGGCUGUUAACCUGCUGGACAGAUUCCUGGCCAUGAUGAGGAUCCAGCCCAAACACCUAUCGUGUGUGAGCCUCAGCUGCCUUCACAUGGCGGCCAAAGUGACGGAAGAGGAGUGCAACCUGACGCCCACCGACGAACUCAUCCGCAUCGGACAGUGCAGGUUCACCGUGUCUGACCUCUGCCGCAUGGAGAAGAUCGUUGCAGAGAAACUCAACUUCAAGUCCAAAGCCAUUACUGCCUUAACGUUUCUUCACUUAUACCAUCGGAUCACACUUUCCCACUGCACUGAAAGCAACGGGACUCUGAGCCUGGAAAAGCUGGAGGCUCAGCUCAAAGCCUGCCUGUGCCGCAUCUCCUUCUCCAAAGCAAAGCCGUCUGUCCUGGCCUUGUCUCUCCUGAGACAAGAGAUUGGAGCCCUACGAUCAAAGGACAUGGUGGAAAUAACCUACCACAUCCAAAGACACCUGAAAAUUGUGGACAGCGAGCUGUUGUUUUGGAGUGAGCACGUGGCUCAGUGUCUGCUGGACUACGAGUCCCCUGAGUGCAGCAAACCCAACCACAGGAAACUGCAGUGGAUCGUGUCACGGCGGACUGCCCUGAACCUGCAGAGCCACCGCAGUUUCCCUGAGCUGCCCACCAUCCCUGAAGACCGCUGGGAUGAGAGCGAGAGUGAGGACUGGUGUGAAGACGCCAUGAGCUUGGGGGACGAGUCUUUCAGCAGUUCUCUGGGCAGCGACGGCGAAGGACCUUUCUUUCCUCUCCACCUCCAUCAACAAACGCCACAAUACCUCCACACCUGAAUCUUCUGCUGCUGUGUGCCUUCUCGUGCCAUCUCCCUCAACCUCCCCACACCGUCUCCAGCGCAUCGCGUCGUAAGCUAAGACGGUCGCGGAGAACCACAAACUGGCAGCUGAGCCGUCCCCGCUGGUGGAUUUGACAGGUUUUUAGUUUCACGUAGAGAUGGACAUUCCACGACGCAAGGUUUAUGAAAAUAAGUAACCUCCUUUUCUGAAUCACAAAGUGUUUACUCAUUAGGGUUUUGUUAAUCUUGGACGAGUUAUCAAGGAGGAGGCGGAAGCUAAAAGCAGCAGCAGCAGCAGCAACAUGUAUUUUUGAUCUAAUAAUGAAGAUGCAAGCAUGAUUAAUGAUGCAAGAACGGUGCUGUGCACAGGUCAGCCCGGUCUCGGGUGUGUCUGCUGCGCUUAGUCUUUUUUUUUUCUCCUUUAAGUCCUAACAAACGGUGAAUUAGCUAUUGUUUGGCAAAGAGGCCUGAAAUGUACAAGGUGCCAUCUUUUAUUUAUUGCUAGAACUGUGCUAUGCUCUGUGUCUGCUUCUGUCUCCCGUUGAAGUUGUUUUUCCCCUUUAGAGUGAAACGGUGUUGACGUCGCUCGGUGGUGAGGGUGUAUUUAUGUUUGCGUGUGCACGUAUGACUGUAGUUUUAAUGCUUUGUUGUAGCUUAACAGGAACUGUUCUGAGAAAAUAAUGUUGCUGUGUUUAAAAAAAAAAAUGUUAAAAAUGUUAAUAGAAAAACAUGUAAAACUGUAAAUGAUGUACAAAAAAAACAAUAGUUUGUGU
Cololabis saira (Pacific saury) is the source of this 1914-nucleotide messenger RNA. It is a transcript of the gene ccng2, whose product is annotated as cyclin G2. Gene Ontology annotation, biological process: mitotic cell cycle phase transition; regulation of cyclin-dependent protein serine/threonine kinase activity. Gene Ontology annotation, molecular function: cyclin-dependent protein serine/threonine kinase regulator activity. The record is from RefSeq and is a predicted model, not a curated record. The transcript is spliced from 8 exons. NCBI's taxonomy places the organism in Eukaryota, Metazoa, Chordata, Actinopteri, Beloniformes, Belonidae. The coding region runs from base 138 to 1139 and encodes 333 amino acids. Gene Ontology annotation, cellular component: nucleus; cytoplasm; cyclin-dependent protein kinase holoenzyme complex.